GUCCUACAGCAGCUGUUUGACUGAGCAGUCUGUCUGACCAGCACAAGCAGCCACCAAUUUUCCAAUGUUUUUGUACAUAUUUUGCUAAACUCGCACUCUUUUUUAUAUGACUUAGCUUUCUUUACUUUCUCUUGUACUUUCAAUCAUCAGCCAAGCUUUCAGUUUCAGAAAGAUCAUGGAGUUCCACAUGCAAGUCUCUUUGAUUAUGGUCCUUUUUGUGUUUGGUCCAACAACUAUAUUCACAAGUUCCUCUGUGAGCUCAAAUGGGCUCUCAGAAAUCCCCUUCAAGUUACUUGAUUUUGCCCAGAAACCUCAAGUGUUUGAUUGGAUGUUGGGAAUCAGAAGGAAAAUACAUGAAAACCCAGAACUGGGUUAUGAGGAAUUUGAAACCAGUAAGCUGGUCAGAGCAGAAUUGGAUAAAAUGGGUAUUGACUAUAAAUACCCAAUUGCGGUUACAGGUGUUGUAGGGUUCAUUGGCACCGGAAAACCGCCUUUUGUUGCAAUAAGAGCUGAUAUGGAUGCUCUGGCUAUGCAGGAAAUGGUGGAGUGGGAGCACAAGAGUAAAGUUCCUGGGAAAAUGCACGCAUGUGGGCAUGAUGCUCAUGUUGCAAUGCUUCUUGGUGGGGCAAAGAUCCUUAAAGAACAUGAGAAAGAUUUACAGGGAACAGUUGUUCUUCUAUUUCAACCAGCAGAGGAAGGAGGAGCAGGGGCUAAGAAAAUGAUAGAUGGUGGAGCAUUAGAGAAUGUUAAUGCUAUUUUUGGGUUGCAUGUUGCAAACCGCGUACCUAUAGCUGAAGUGGCCUCCAGACCUGGUCCCUUUUUUGCAGGAAGUGGCUUCUUUGAAGCCACAAUAAGUGGAAAAGGCGGUCAUGCAGCCAUUCCUCAGCAUGCAAUUGACCCGAUACUGGCAGCGUCAAAUGUGAUUGUCAGCUUGCAACAUCUUGUUUCACGUGAAGCUGAUCCACUUGACUCACAGGUAGUCACGGUUGGAAAAUUUCAAGGAGGUGAUGCAUUCAAUGUUAUUCCAGAUUCUGUCAGAAUUGGUGGCACUUUCCGUGCCUUUACAAGGGAGAGCUUAAUGCAACUCAAGCAGCGCAUUAAGGAGGUCAUAAUGGGACAAGCUUCUGUACAAAGGUGCAGUGCAACUGUCAAUUUCCUUGAAGAUGAGAAACCUUUGUCACCCCCGACCAUAAACCAUAAGGACCUGCACGAACACUUCCGGAAUGUAGCUGGAGAUAUGCUUGGCAUCCACAGAGUCAAAGACCAUCAACCAUUGAUGGGAUCUGAGGAUUUUGCAUAUUACCAAGAGGCAAUACCUGGAUACUUUUUCUUGCUUGGAAUGGCAGAUGACAAACUUGGACCUCUGCAUAUGCCACAUUCACCUCACUUCCAAAUAAAUGAAGAUGCACUUCCUUUUGGUGCUGCACUUCACGCUUCUUUGGCUAUUAGGUAUUUGCUUGAACUCCAACAGGAAGUUCCUUUGCCAGCACAAGAAUACCAUGAUGAAUUAUAAAGGGCUUCGUGACUAAUUUUUUGGUUCAAACAUUACCAAGUCGUCAUUGAGUAUUGGAGGAUGAGAUUCAUAUUGCAGCAACUGUGCACUAAAAUGAUUCUUUCCCAGGUAAAUUAUACACAAAUAUACCAAGGUUUAGCUCUCAUUGAUGUGGUAAUUUUGAGAUCAUAUUUGUCAAAUAAAUUGGAUGAUGCUCCACGAUACACGCAUUUGCUGAUAAUAAGAUCUACAGUGUUUUUUGGGUAACGUCUUGGUCCUCUCUUUCUAAACUGAUGGUCUUCCUCUUUCCGUGAUGAGAGUUCAGAAAUUGUACAACGAUGAGCAUUUUGCCUCAGACCAUUAUAGAGGCCCCUGCACUAGAAGGGAUUCUACAUGAAGGGCUCAAACUUGUAGACAUACUAUUAUUACACAAGUGACUAUUUUGUUUUUCUCUAGGCUGCAGGCAUUUCGUUAAUGAGGUUUAAAUAGAGAGAGUUAGAGGGGAGGUUAAUCUUUUCAAUAUAUUUUAUCCCCUAUGUAAUGUAAACUAUGUUGAGAUAUAUCAAGUAAUCAAGAGCAAUUAUCUUU
Molecule: messenger RNA, 2080 nt
Organism: Prunus avium (sweet cherry)
Lineage: Eukaryota; Viridiplantae; Streptophyta; Magnoliopsida; Rosales; Rosaceae
Product: IAA-amino acid hydrolase ILR1-like 4
Biological process (GO): auxin metabolic process
Cellular component (GO): endoplasmic reticulum
Molecular function (GO): IAA-Ala conjugate hydrolase activity
Source: RefSeq, a predicted model, not a curated record